Messenger RNA from Choloepus didactylus (southern two-toed sloth), 3007 nucleotides. RefSeq names its product 6-pyruvoyltetrahydropterin synthase (gene PTS). The coding region runs from base 90 to 527 and encodes 145 amino acids. Gene Ontology annotation, cellular component: mitochondrion. Lineage: Eukaryota; Metazoa; Chordata; Mammalia; Pilosa; Megalonychidae. Gene Ontology annotation, molecular function: 6-pyruvoyltetrahydropterin synthase activity. The record is from RefSeq and is a predicted model, not a curated record. The transcript has 6 exons. Gene Ontology annotation, biological process: tetrahydrobiopterin biosynthetic process.
CUGCGCAACCGCGGAAGGAGGCGCUUUCCCCCCGCCCGCCGCGGGCCCAGGGAGGAGGGGCGUGCCGAGGCGCGCGGGCCUGGAAGACCAUGAGCGCUCUGGGCUUGGGUCGUUGUCGCCGUGCCCAGCUUUCCCGCCUCGUCUCUUUCAGCGCGACCCACCGGCUCCACAGCAAAUCUUUAAGUAAUGAAGAAAACUUGAAACUGUUUGGGAAAUGCAACAAUCCAAAUGGCCAUGGACACAAUUACAGAGUUGUGGUGACAGUACAUGGAGAGAUUGAUCCUGUUACAGGAAUGGUUAUGAACUUGACUGACCUCAAAGAGUGUAUGGAGGAGGCAAUUAUGAAGCCCCUUGAUCACAAGAAUCUGGAUCUGGAUGUGCCAUACUUCACUGAUGUGGUGAGCACGACAGAAAAUGUGGCUGUUUAUAUCUGGGAAAACCUUCAGAAAUUUCUUCCUGUGGGAGUUCUUUAUAAAGUAAAAGUGUAUGAAACUGACAAUAAUAUUGUAGUCUAUAAAGGACAAUAGAUCUUUGGGUUAGCAUUGUAGAAAGACCUGAUUUUUUUCUGUAUUUGAAAAAGAUCUUUAUCUCCUUAGAGCAUUAAGGAGUCAUCACAUAAUUGUUGUACCUGCACAUUGUGUUCUGGAAUGCAGAUUUAUUUAAAUUAUUGUAAGACCUGUUUUAAAAUUAAAUCUGUUUUAAAACCAAAUUUGUACUAUAUCCUCAAUGUCAUUCUGGGAAUCUUUUAUUUACAGAUUAAAAAUCACUUAUAUUUUCAUCAAAAUGUUUUGGUAUAGAAUUAUUUGAAAACCAAGAAGAUAAAGAUAAAUUUUUGUACUGUUUCCUCCAUUAUCUCAUAUUUGGUACCCAAAUUUUCUUGGAUUAUACAAAUAGUAAAAAUGUUUAUAAGAUUUACAAUAGAUGAAUCUUACAAAAAAUAAAAUACAGGUGGUCACAAAGUCUGGAAACUUACACAGUAUAUAUAUUUUUAAUAGAUUGAACUCUCUAAAUUACUGCUUCUAAGAUAUGCUGAAGGUGCAAAUUUACUUAGUGAAAAUUAGAGACACAGAUCAUCUAAGACAAUGCAUAGCAGAUGUAUAUACAAGGAUUGAUGGAAAUGCUGCUUUAAUGCACAUUGUUCAUUGCAGUUUUGCACAGCUUACUGAAAUUUGAAUUGUUAGUGAGGAACAACAGUUGAACAUAGCAUACAUUAUCAGUAAACUAUUAUGUAUUUGGUGUGUGUUUGCAGACUUUAUGACCAUCUGGACAAUUUUAAUUCAAAAGACAAGAAUAAUAAACACUUGUUUUAAAUCCAGGUAAAAUAGUCAUCAUGAAAAGGAUGUAUUAUUCUGUGUAAGGCAUCUCCUACAUACACUUUUUCCUAAUUGAUCCCAUUUUGUUCCAAUCAUUAAACUUACCUGCAUAAGUUGAAGUAUAUAUUUGGCAUUCGUUUCUGGUAUGUUUUCCUCAUGACUGAAUUAUCAAGAAUGUCUUUGCGUGCCUCACUCAAAGAACUGUUCUCCCAUUCUUAUUAGUAUUCCAAACAUCUUCAAUAAAUUGUUUUAUUUUUCUCUCCACAUAACAACUGAUACACAAUAGAUUCUCAGAAUGUUGCCAUUUGAAAAUAGUAAAAAGACUUGUGCAGUGAUUGCUAUGCUAGAAUACUUUUCAAAGAAGUAGAUUUUUAGUUUGGAGAGUCAGUAGUCGCAGGAAUUUUAUUAUAAAUUUUGGCAGUAAUUGUACUGACCAGUUAAUUAAAUUUGGAUGUGUUUUAUGUAUCAAAUACAAUUUUUGUUACUUUUCAUGUAAAAUGUUUUGUAUCCAUUAUGUGACAGUGAAAAGCAGAAUCAUAUAAUUUACUAAGGCAAUUUAAGUUUUAAUUCUCACAAAUGCCAUGCAAGGGUGGGUUUUAUGCCCAUCAACAGAGGAGAAAAGAAUGCUUGAGAGAGUUUAAGUUCCUUGCUUAGGAUCACCCAGCAAAUAAAUUGCAAACUGGACAUUUGAAGCUCAAGGUCUGCCUGACUCCAAAACACAGACUCUAUAAGAAAGAAGAUGUGUGCAUAUUUUUAGAUUUUUUUAAAAUGCCAAGUUUUACAGAUCUGAUAUCACAAAGAAAAACUAAUACUUCUUGUAAUAACGUUGACGCUAUGUGUUGGUUGUUCAUAAGUUGCUUUGAGGAACAUAUUUUUCCUACUUAUUCUCAGUAAAGGGAGAAGUGUUUUUAUUUGGUGAAUAGUUGGAAAGACCAAAGAUACUAUGUUGGUGUUCUUCUAAGUGUAUCUAGAACCUGGUAUCAGAGACCAUAUCAAGUUAUACUGUAAUUAUUGCUUUACCUGUUUUUUCCCCCCUUCUUACUACCCUGAAUUCCUUUUGGGCAAGGUCUUUAUUCUAAGUAGAGUAUCUGGUAAACAGUACUCGGUUAGUUUUUAUUGAUUUAAUAAAUGAAUUGCAUAUUGGUAGCACUAUUGGAAUUUUACAGUGCCUUAUACAUAAUGGGUACUUGGCAAAUACUUUUAGAGUUAAUAUAACUUGAAAAUUUUGAGGAUUGAAUUCUGGCCCUAGUGCUGUUACUUUUAGUCGUGUCACUUUCAUCUCUGGGCCUCAGUUUCUUUACCUGUAAAAUGAAUGUUUGGACUAGAUACUUUCUGAAGUUGCUGCUGCCUGUUCUUAGAUUUUUCAUCGUGAUGACUUUCAAUACCAGAUGAGUAAAUAUUAAUUUAGAGAAUAUAAAAGAUUAUUGUGAGUUGGUUAGAUUUGGAAAGGCUUAGUGGUAGAGGUCAGGUCACUUAAAGUGACGGAGAAGGGAAAGGGUGGUUUAGAAUUCAGGAGAACAGAGGGAAUGAAUAUUGAAAAGGUAAAAUUUUAUUACUGAGUUUAUUAGGGUGGUGUGCUGGUUUGAAUCUGUUAUGUCCCCCACAAAAGCCAUGCUCUUUAAUGCAGUCUUGUGGGGGCAGACAUUAGUCUUUUAAUUAGGUUGGAACAUUUGUUUAGGUUGUUUCCAUGGAGA